AUGUCUCUAUUGCCUCUACUAUUCCUUCUGUCCCUCUUCCCUUGUUUCUUCUCUAAGCAAACUCUUCUAGAAGGACUCUCUGAGCUAGAUAAGGUUAUGGACCUUUAUGAAGGAAUUACCAAGGAUCACGACCAGCUCCAGGCACAAACUAUUGACGGUCAAAUUUUAGCAGAAGUUUAUUCGGCGAUUCUGGAAAAAGGAAACUGUACUAGCGACGAGGAGUUUAUGAGAAAGGGAUGUGAGCAGUUGAGGAAUGUGGGAACGAAGGAUAGAAAUUUGAGAGCGAUGCAGUAUUUUGGGUAUGUGCAGAGUUUGGUGGUUGAGGAAGUGGAAAAUCCGUUUGGAGAUGUAUUUCCGGAUUUUGAGGAAUUUAAGCCGGAUCAUAGAUCUGUUAUAAUUAUUGAUGAGAAUCUUGAUUAUCUUGAGUUAAUGAAUUUUUGGAGACAAUAUACUUGUUUGUCUUAUAAAAAUGCAUCUAAGGAAUAUCGUGAGAUUCAGAAUAGCUAUAUGGAACUUCUUAAAUAUCUGCUGCCAUACAAUACAACGGACGAUAAACACUUGUUACCUUUCGAAAUUUUUAACCAAGAUUGCCAAUGAAGUUUGAAAAAUAUCAUAUCUUCUCUAAACCCAGCUCAUUCUGGAUACUUGUACUUUUACUCAAAGCUUGGAGUGACUGCUCAGCAGCCACUCAUUAGAGAUGAAACAGAAACUGAUCUUGAUUUUGAUCAUUAUUACUCUAAAGAAGAUAUUGAAAGAGCAACAAGGAUAAAACAAAUAAAAAUUAAUAUCGAAAAAGGAAUCAACGAUACAGUAAUUGAUGGAGUAGAUGUUAACCAGACAAAAUCUGUUUCUGUAAAUCCUCAACCAACAGACAAUAUACAGGAAAAUAUCUCUUCAGAAAAUCAUGAAAUUAAUACAGACGGAGUAAAUCAGGAAAUCCAAGGGACAAGCCAGCCUGAGGCUUUUGGUGAAGUUCAUGAAGGACCUCAUCCAAAUCCUAAUCCAGUAAAUUAUCCCUUCAGAAUUCCAAAUUUAUUCAAUAACAUAGGGGAGUUCUUUAAUCGCUGGAGUCCCUUUGAAUAUUUAUCUUCUACAAAAUUAUUUAGUAGAUUUUUCAGGAAGAAUUCAUUUCAAAGAGAUGAAGAUGAUUCUGAAGAGUCCACAAAAAUGAAUCUGAUUAUAAAUCAAGCUUUUAAGUCAAACAGCUCGCUCCUAUUUUACAACAUUGGCAAUAUAUAUUUCUCAGGGAAUACAGAAUUCGGAGUUAUUAAGAACAUUGAGAAAGCACGUAAAUAUUACAAAUUAGCAGCAGAUAUGGAUAACCCUCUUGCCAUUUACAACCUGGGUAUUCUUGCCAUUCAGAAGAACGCUAGCUACUCUCUCCAGAUGUUUGAAAGAUGAGCCAAGCCAAACUUUUCAAGCUGAUAUAUUGGUCAAGGUAAGAUAUACAGCAAUCAAGGUUUCUCUGAGAGAAAUCUCACAAAAGCAGUAGAAUCUUUUGAGAAAGGGCUUGAGCUAGGUGAUUUUGAAGGAGCUUCAAAUCUGUCGGAACUAUACUUUAACGAGCUUGAUAUUAAGAAUGACACUAAGGCACUUGAAUAUUUGGAUAUCGCAAUUAACAACACUGAUUCUCCAGGACCUAAGCUUUUAAGGAUUAUCAAAUAUCUAGAAAAUUCGGCGAGUAUUGAAGAUCCUGGCAAUUGUGAAAAAGCUUAUAACCUCAUUAAAAAUCUUAUUGAAAUUGGAGAAAUAAAUGAGUGGUACUUCUAUGGAUAUAAGAAAUACACUACAGGCAAGUUUGACCAAGCAUUACAAUUAUUCUCAUUUGCUUCUAUGAAUGGACAUAAAUUGGCAACUCUUGCUGCUGCUUACAUUUGGGAGCACAAUCUCACUCAAAACUUAACUUGAAGAUUAGGGCACCAUUCUUUGUGAUCUUUUGUGUAUAAUAUGCAUUCCUUCUUUUUAGGAGAUAAAUUUGCAGGAUUAAGAGCCACUAGAGUUAUAACUUCUUUAAAUACUAAGAUAAAUGUUUCAGAAAAUGCUCAGAUUAAGGCAAAUGAGCUUUAUUUCCAAAUUCUAGAGCAUCUUUCUGAAGACAUUCCCGAAGCAAAAUUUAACAAAGCAUCAUUAAUUGUUGCUACAUCUCCUGAUAAAAUUGAUGAAGCUGAUGAUAUUUGGGACUCCAUGAUCUAUGACUCGUGGAAUGGCAAGAUAGAUAUCAAGAAUCUUGCACCUGCGGUAUUGAGUAAGCUGUACCAUCAUGCUAAAUUAUAUAUGUAUGCAGAAACCUCAUAA
This is a messenger RNA of Moneuplotes crassus, 2295 nucleotides long. The record is from the annotation of a GenBank genome assembly. Lineage: Eukaryota; Ciliophora; Spirotrichea; Euplotida; Euplotidae.